Tribolium madens (black flour beetle) is the source of this 1002-nucleotide messenger RNA. RefSeq names its product SH3 domain-containing protein 19. The coding region runs from base 84 to 881 and encodes 265 amino acids. NCBI's taxonomy places the organism in Eukaryota, Metazoa, Arthropoda, Insecta, Coleoptera, Tenebrionidae. Gene Ontology annotation, molecular function: protein binding. The record is from RefSeq and is a predicted model, not a curated record. The transcript is spliced from 2 exons.
GAAUAUCGAUACUUAUUUCCUAUCCUUAUUUGCCUUAUUCCUAACUGUCAAAGUGAAAAUCCUUUUUAUUUAUUUGGUUAUCCAUGUUCCAUCAAAAAUCGAAGAAAAAGCCACCUCCAAGGCCUCCACCUCCGAAUUUUAUGAAAUACAAGAGUAAGUCGUCGUAUAACCUAACUCAAAGGACUCCAAAUUUGAUCGAAUGGAGCCCCCCAAGUUCACCAAAACCAGAACGUACUCACCAGUUUGGAGGAAGUGUCUCAAGUUCAUACAGUAGCAGUACUAGCAGUCUAAGUUCUAGUAAAAAAAGUUUAGAGAAUGAUAAUUCUCUAUUUAAUAUAAAUGCGUCAACAAUAAAUUGGUUAAGCAAUACUUCCAAUAUGCAAGUAAAGGAGACUACAAAUGCUGCAAAACCAAGAAUAAUUCGUGCAGCUCCUCCAAAGAAGUGCAAAGAGGAAGCAGCAACUAAUGGGUCACCACCAAUGCCAAAAGUGCCUCCUCCAAGUCCCCCAAAAGGAGGUUUUGACGUUAUAACACCAUAUGGGAUUGCUUUGUUUGAUUUUCCAGCUACACAACCUGGCGACUUGUCACUACAGGUCAAUGACGUAGUGGAACUAAUAAGAAGAGUUAAUAGUGAGUGGUUGUAUGGAAAAGUUUGUGAUAAGGAAGGAAUAUUUCCUGAAAAUUUUAUUCAAAUCCAAGUGCCUUUACCUGGUGAAGACCAAAUAGUUACAGUUUUAUAUGAAUUUACGCCUCAGAUGGCAGGAGAUUUGCCUUUAAAACCCGGACAGAAAGUCAAAGUUAUCAAAAAAGUGUCCGAUGAUUGGCUUUACGGGGAAUGCAACGGCCUGAAAGGACAGUUCCCAAAGAAUUUUGUUUCUUAAGUUAACUGUCUUGAGUAUUACCAUGUGAUUGUCCACAUAUUAAAUGUGAUAAUUGUGCCUGAAUAGGCCUUAAGUUUUGUAAAUCUGUUUUUGUUGAAAUAAAUGUAAAGUAUUUUUUUAA